Sesamum indicum (sesame) is the source of this 1992-nucleotide messenger RNA. NCBI's taxonomy places the organism in Eukaryota, Viridiplantae, Streptophyta, Magnoliopsida, Lamiales, Pedaliaceae. The record is from RefSeq and is a predicted model, not a curated record.
CCUGGUGGACUAUUUGAAGAUGAAGAAAUUUCUGGGGUGUUCAUUAUCUUAUUAGCUAUUCCGUUUUCUUAUAACUUAAGGUAUCCUUUUGCGCGUCGGCGAUCGAGAACAGAAAGAUUCUUGAUUUAUAUCUUGAAAAAAAGUUUUCCUUUUGCUACCAAGAUUCUGGUUUGGAUUGAAAGCGUCAAAAGGGUGCGUUCAGGAUCCUUUAAAUUGUUCUGAAUGAUGUUGCUUUUUGAAGAUUCUAGCUUCUUUUUCUGAUCUUGAGGUGCCAUUUGCUUCCACCAUCUCUGCGGAUUAUGUGGUCUGCUCUGAGCAAAAUUUUCAAACGUCCCAACCAUAAAGUUACAGAUGGCCGAUAUGAUUGGAGAUAUAGAGCGGAUACGAUGGGCAAUCUUCAGUCGACUUCAUGGACUUCAUCGUCGGAGUUUGAAGAUAUAGACCAUGCUAUUGCAUUAUCUCUUUCAGAAGCAGAUCAGAAAGGAAAAGCUCCAGUUGGUCGGGAACCACAAUUUGAAGAAGAUGAAGUACUUGCUAGGGCUCUUCAGGAGAGCUUGAAUGCUGAGUCUCGACCAGUGUCGUGGAGUACAAAUUACGAUGGUGGAAAUGGAUAUGGAUACGGAUAUGGCAGCGAUAACCUUUACCAACCUAUAACUUUUCCCUAUUCUACAAGCUUCAGGAUCUGUGCUGGCUGUAACAUAGAGAUCGGCCAUGGAAGAUUUUUGAGUUGCAUGAGUGCUGUCUGGCACCCAGAAUGUUUUAGAUGCCGUGGAUGUAGCCAACCGAUAUCUGAUUACGAGUUUUCUGUGUCGCGGGGCCACGCAUAUCACAAAACUUGCUACAAGGAGUAUCAUCAUCCAAAAUGUGAUGUCUGCAGACACUUUAUUCCAACAAAUGCAGCUGGCCUUAUUGAAUACAGAGCACAUCCUUUUUGGUCCCAGAAAUACUGCCCCAGACAUGAGCACGAUGGAACUCCUCGAUGCUGUAGUUGUGAGCGAAUGGAGUCAUGGGACUCAAGAUUUGCUGCCCUUAGUGACUGUCGAAAGCUCUGCUUGGAGUGCCUCGAUUCUGCAAUUAUGGAUACGAAAGAGUAUCAGCCCCUUUUUCUUGAAAUACAAGAGUUCUUCAAAGGAUUAAAUAUGAAAUUGACACAGCAAGUUCCUUUGCUGUUGGUUGAGAAACAGGCACUGAAUAGUGCCAUGGGCGGCGAGAAGCAUGGGCAUCAUCACAUGCCUGAGACUCGAGGCCUUUGUCUGUCUGAGGAACAAACAGUCAGCACCAUAUUGCGGCGACCAAGGAUAGGAGCUGGAAACCGUGUCAGGACCGAGCCUUACAAAUUAACACGCCAUUGUGAAGUGACAGCAAUCCUCAUCUUAUAUGGUCUUCCCAGGUUGUUGACUGGAACGAUAUUAGCACAUGAAAUGAUGCAUGCUUGGCUGCGACUCAACGGUUAUCGAACUCUGAGACAAGACGUUGAAGAAGGUAUCUGUCAAGUCAUUGCCAGUAUGUGGUUGGAAUCUCAGAUCCUAUCCAUGUCUGAUAGCAACAGCGCGUCAACCUCAUCCUCCACUUUCACAUCACCGAACAAGGGGGGAAGAUCUCCAUUCGAGACGAAACUUAGCAAGUUCUUUAAACAACAGAUUGCAACGGAUACAUCUCCAGUAUAUGGAAACGGGUUUAGAGCCGGUCAUCAGGCAGUCGUGAGGUUCGGGCUACAGAGGACCCUGGACCACAUGAGGAAAACCGGAAACUUUCCUCAUUGAUGACAAAUUUGGACAAAUUAGAUUCCUGUUUUCUUCUUUUGUCUUCUUCUCAGAUUAUGGUUUUCUUGUCGAUUUUCAACCUGUGACCACCAUUUUUGUAGGAAAAAAAAUACAUGUCAGCACAAAAGUUUCCAGGGGAGGUUUGUGUAGUCACUCUUGUAUAGUUCGGGGUCUUAUACCAUUUCUUACAUAAAAUAAUAAAAUCACUCUCCUUUUUUUCUGUAUAGAA